AAUGCCGAUAAGUAUAAAUGUGGGAACACCGAGGGAGUGAAAGCAAAUAACAAGAAAGGAACAAAAAAUAAUGACAUUGUGGAGACAAAGGGAGAACCAAAAGUCGAUCUCCAAGAUAAUGAAGAUGAAGUAGUAAUGGUACCAACUGGUGACAUCAUAACCACAAGUAGUGAUGACCUGGGAGAUCCUAGCAAUCAGAAAAACAAAAGGAAAACCAGGGGUCGACAUCCAGAUUAUGAGAAUAGAGUAGUGAUGGUAUCAAACAGUGACAUCAUGACUGUGAAUUGUGAUGAUUCGGGAGGACCUAGUAAAAAGACAAAUUGUGAGUUAGCCAGUAACAAUCAUGUGAAGAAUAGCAAGGGAGAAACGAAAAAUAAUAACCUUGUGAAGAUAAGAGGACUAAGAACUGAUUUCCAAUUCAAUAAGAAUGAAGUGAUGAGAGUACUGACCACUAACACUAUGAUUGUAAGCUGUGAUGAUUCAGGAGAAUCAUGCAGAAGAGAAAAUCAAGAAUUAGUAAUUGGUGAUAAGAGAUACUGUGACACAAAUGGACUUACUGAUAGAAAACCUGAUGCGAGUGAAGGUGGAUUGGGAUGUCACAAGGAUGAAAAGAUGAUAAUUGAUGACCCUUCUGAUAAGGGUAAAACAGAGAAUGAAAUGAAGGGAGAGACAGUAAUAAUUAAUGCAAGGAAAUUAUAG
Molecule: messenger RNA, 699 nt
Organism: Acaulospora morrowiae
Lineage: Eukaryota; Fungi; Glomeromycota; Glomeromycetes; Diversisporales; Acaulosporaceae
Source: the annotation of a GenBank genome assembly